Cyphellophora europaea CBS 101466 is the source of this 705-nucleotide messenger RNA. RefSeq lists its product as uncharacterized. Lineage: Eukaryota; Fungi; Ascomycota; Eurotiomycetes; Chaetothyriales; Cyphellophoraceae. The transcript is spliced from 2 exons. The coding region runs from base 1 to 705 and encodes 234 amino acids. The record is from RefSeq and is a predicted model, not a curated record.
AUGUCGCUGAAGCCAGAACAUUCUUCUAAGACCGCCGUUACCACAGACGAGUUUGAUGACCAAGUCCGCGCUGCUGACGAGAGAGCUAUGGCUGCCGGCGAAUCAUUACCGACCACUCCUGAUGGCAAGAUAACCUCCUCACCUCCUUCGGCACCUAUUCCGAUUCCAAGCCACAGAAACGCUGGCUAUGCCAGUCUCGACUCACCAACCCUGCCCGUUUUGCCAAGUCCUGUGCUUCCCUCGCUACCAGACUCUAUACACGAUAAUCAGAUGCCGUCUUCUCUGUCCGAUCGUCCCAGCAAGCGUCCUAGAAUCGACUACAGUCGUGAGGAUGCGGGAAUCGAUAUCAGACCCCCAAGAUUGACGACUGUCGGCGUUGACCAGCUUGCAAAACUGCGCGAGGAUAGAACAAAGCUCCUCGAGACAAACAUGGAGCUGGCCAAAGACCACGCCAAAAUGAAGACGCUCGCUGCCGAGAAGAAGAAGCUCGCUGCCGAGAACGACAUCCUUGAGUUGGAGAAUAAACGGCUCGAGCACGCCAAUGAGGUGGCACAGGAGGAGAACAUCGACUUGCAGGUUCGGCUGCGUGAGGUGACGGAGGAGCUCGAGCGCCUUCAGACGGCUUUCUAUAGGCUCAACAAUAUGGUUGUUUCGGGCAAGCUCGUGAAUGCAGAGGACGGAGAAGAGGAGGCUGUGAAGAAAUGA